GUUUUAUAGGAUCACAUUAACAAGAGCACCAUGGAGUUUUAUGAGUCAACAUAUUUUAUUGUCCUUAUUCCUUCAGUAGUUAUUACAGUAAUUUUCCUCUUCUUCUGGCUUUUCAUGAAAGAAACAUUAUAUGAUGAAGUUCUUGCAAAGCAGAAAAGAGAACAAAAGCUUAUUCCUACCAAAACAGAUAAAAAGAAGGCAGAAAAGAAAAAGAAUAAAAAGAAAGAAAUCCAGAAUGGGAACCUCCAUGAAUCUGAUUCUGAGAGUGUACCCCGGGACUUUAAAUUAUCUGAUGCCUUGGCUGUAGAAGAUGAGCAAGUUGUACCUGUUCCACUGAAUGUGGUUGAAACUUCAAGUAGUGUCAGAGAAAGAAAGAAGAAAGAAAAGAAACACAAGCCUGUAGUAGAAGAACAGGUCACCAAAGAAAGUGAUGUGUCAAAGAUUCCAGGCAAAAAAGUAGAACCUGUCCCAGUUACUAAACAGCCCACCCCCCCCUCUGAAGCAGCUGCCUCAAAGAAGAAACCAGGACAGAAGAAGUCUAAAAAUGGAAGCGGUAUUAAAGAAAAUGCUGAAGUGAAAUUUAAAGAUUUUCUUCUGUCCUUGAAGACUAUGAUGUUUUCUGAAGAUGAGGCCCUUUGUGUUGUAGACCUGCUAAAGGAGAAGUCUGGUGUGAUACAGGAUGCUUUAAAGAGGUCAAGUAAAGGAGAAUUGACUGCAGUUGUACAUCAGCUUCAAGAAAAAGACAAGUUACUUGCUGCUGUGAAGGAAGAUGCUGCUGCUAUUAAGGAUCGGUGUAAGCAGUUAACUCAGGAAAUGAUGUCAGAGAAAGAAAGAAGCAAUGUGGUUAUAGCAAGGAUGAAAGAUCGGAUUGGAACAUUAGAAAAGGAACAUAAUGUAUUUCAAAACAAAAUGCAUGUUAGUUAUCAAGAGACUCAGCAGAUGCAGAUGAAGUUCCAGCAAGUUCGUGAGCAGAUGGAGGCAGAGAUAGCUCACUUGAAGCAGGAGAAUGGCAUACUGAGAGAUGCUGUCAGCAACACUACAAACCAGCUAGAAAGCAAGCAGUCUGCUGAACUAAAUAAACUACGCCAGGAUUAUGCUAGGUUGGUUAAUGAGCUAACCGAGAAAACAGGAAAGCUACAGCAAGAGGAAGUCCAAAAGAAGAAUGCUGAACAAGCAGUUACUCAGUUGAAGGUUCAGCUACAAGAAGCUGAGAGAAGGUGGGAAGAAGUCCAGAGCUAUAUCAGGAAGAGAACAGCAGAGCAUGAGGCAGCACAGCAAGAUUUACAGAGCAAAUUUGUGGCCAAAGAAAAUGAAGUACAGAGUCUGCAUAGUAAGCUCACAGAUACCUUGGUAUCAAAACAACAGUUGGAGCAAAGACUAAUGCAGUUAAUGGAAUCAGAGCAAAAAAGGGUGACCAAAGAAGAGUCUUUACAAAUGCAAGUUCAGGAUAUUUUGGAGCAGAACGAGGCUUUGAAAGCUCAAAUUCAACAAUUCCAUUCCCAGAUAGCAGCCCAGACCUCCGCUUCAGUUCUAGCAGAAGAGUUACAUAAAGUGAUUGCUGAAAAGGAUAAGCAGAUAAAACAGACUGAAGAUUCUUUAGCAAAUGAACAUGAUCAUUUAACAAGUAAAGAGGAAGAACUUAAGGAUAUACAGAAUAUGAAUUUCUUAUUAAAAGCCGAAGUGCAGAAGUUACAGGCCCUGGCAAAUGAACAGGCUGCUGCUGCACAUGAACUGGAAAAGAUGCAAAAAAGUAUUCAUGUUAAGGAUGAUCAAAUAAGAUUGCUUGAAGAACAGCUGCAGUGUGAAAUUUCAAACAAAAUGGAAGACUUUAAGAUUCUAAAUGACCAAAACAAAGCAUUACAAUUAGAAGUUCAGAAGCUACAAACUCUUGUUUCUGAACAGCCUAAUAAAGAUGUUGUGGAACAAAUGGAAAAAUGUAUUCAAGAAAAAGAUGAGAAGUUGAAGACUGUAGAAGAACUACUUGAAACUGGACUUAUUCAAGUGGCCACAAAAGAGGAGGAACUGAAUGCAUUAAGAACAGAAAAUUCAUCUCUGACGAAAGAAGUUCAAGACUUAAAGGCUAAGCAAAAUGAUCAGGUUUCUUUUGCAUCUCUAGUUGAAGAACUUAAGAAAGUGAUUCAUGAAAAGGAUGGAAAGAUCAAGUCUGUGGAAGAGCUUCUGGAAGCAGAAGUUCUCAAAGUUGCUAAUAAGGAGAAAACUAUUCAGGAUUUGAAACAGGAAAUAGAGGCUCUAAAAGAAGAAAUAGGAAAUACCCAGCUUGAAAAGGCUCAACAGUUAUCUAUUACUUCUCAAAUUCAGGAGCUUCAGAACUUAUUAAAAGGAAAGGAGGAACAGUUGAAUACCAUGAAGACUGUUUUAGAAGAGAAGGAGAAAGACCUAGCUAAUCGAGGGAAAUGGUUACAGGAUCUUCAAGAAGAAAACAAAUCUUUAAAAGCUCAUGUUCAGGAGGUAGCACAGCGUAACUUGAAAGAGGCAUGUUCUGCAUCACGAUUUGAAGAACUUGAGACUGUGUUGAAAGAAAAGGAAAAUGAAAUGAAGAGAAUAGAAACUAUACUAAAAGAGAAGGAGAGUGAUCUUUCUAGCAAAACAAAGCUGUUACAGGAAGUACAGGAUGAAAACAAAUUGUUCAAAUCUGAAAUCGAGCAACUUAAGCAACAGAACUACCAACAGGCAUCAUCUUUUCCCCCACAUGAAGAACUAUUACAAGUAAUUUCAGAAAGAGAGAAAGAAAUAACUGUUCUUCAGAAUGAGUUAGAUUCUUUGAAGGAGGCUGUUGAACACCAGAGGAAGAAAAACAAUGACCUUCGGGAGAAAAACUGGGAAGCAAUGGAAGCAUUGGCAUCAACUGAAAAAAUGCUGCAGGACAAAGUGAACAAGACUUCCAAGGAAAGACAACAGCAUGUGGAAGCAAUUGAAUUAGAAGCUAAAGAAGUUCUCAAAAAAUUAUUUCCAAAGGUGUCUGUUCCUCCGAAUUUGAGUUAUAGUGAAUGGUUGCAUGGAUUUGAAAAGAAGGCAAAAGAAUGUGUGGCUGAAACUUCAGGUUCAGAGGACGUUAAGGUUCUAGAGCACAAGUUGAAAGAAGCUGAUGAAAUGCACACAUUGUUACAGCUCGAGUGUGAAAAAUAUAAAUCCGUCCUAGCAGAAACAGAAGGAAUUUUACAGAAGCUACAGAGAAGUGUGGAACAAGAAGAAAAUAAAUGGAAAGUUAAAGUUGAUGAAUCACAGAAGACUAUUAAACAGAUGCAGUUGUCAUUCACAUCUUCAGAACAAGAGCUAGAGCGAUUAAGAAGAGAAAAUAAAGACAUUGAAAAUCUGAGAAGAGAACGAGAGCAUUUGGAAAUGGAACUAGAGAAGGCAGAAAUUGAACGAUCUACCUAUGUUACAGAAGUCAGAGAGCUGAAAGAUCUGUUGACUGAAUUGCAGAAAAAACUUGAUGAUUCAUAUUCUGAAGCAGUAAGACAGAAUGAAGAGCUAAAUUUGUUAAAGACACAGUUAAAUGAAACACUCACAAAGCUUAGAACUGAACAAAGUGAAAGACAGAAGGUAGCUGGUGACUUGCAUAAGGCUCAAAAGUCACUGGAUCUUAUCCAGUCAAAAAUAGUAAAAGCUGCUGGAGACACUACUGUUAUUGAGAAUAGUGAUGUUUCCCCAGAAAUGGAGUCUUCGGAGAAGGAGACAAUGUCUGUAAGUCUAAAUCAGACUGUCACCCAGUUACAGCAGUUGCUUCAGGCAGUAAACCAACAGCUCACAAAGGAGAAAGAACACUACCAGGUAUUAGAGUGAAGUAACUGGCAAACUGUUCAUUCAAGGAUAACAGAAGGCAUUGUAUUAUAUUUUGCCAAAUUAAAGCCUUAUUUAUGUUUUCACCCUUUCUACUUUGUCAGAAACACUGAACAGAGUUUUGUCUUUUCUAAUCCUUGUUAGACUACUGAUUUAAAGAGAAAAAAAAAGCCAACUCUGUAGACACCUUCAGAGUUUAGUUUUAUAAUAAAAACUGUUUGAAUAAUUAGACCUUUACAUUCCUGAAGAUAAAAUAAACAUGUAAUCUUUUAUCUUAUUUUGCUCAAUAAAAUUGUUCAGAAGAUCAAAAGUGGUAAAGACAAUAUAAAAUUUAACAUUUUAAUACUGAUGUUGUACACUGUUUUACUUAACAUUUUGGGGAGUAACUGCCUCUGACUUCAAGAAAACACUUUUUUGUUGCUAAUGUAAUCCGUUUUUUGUAAUGGCGUCAGCAAAUAAAGGGAUGCUUAUUAUUCAAA
Leptonychotes weddellii (Weddell seal) is the source of this 4280-nucleotide messenger RNA. Lineage: Eukaryota; Metazoa; Chordata; Mammalia; Carnivora; Phocidae. The record is from RefSeq and is a predicted model, not a curated record.